AUGAAAAAUGUUUACAAAUACCAAGAUGUCAAGCUCAUAGCUAUGAAUAAUAAGCAAGAUGAAAAGAAAUUUAUUAAGCAGAUCUGUAAACCCUCUUUUAAAUAUGCUAGACAGCUUGGAAAUACACUUGUUGGAGUACAUAUGGGAAAAGCUAGUGUAAUUUUCAAUAAGCUUAUUAUUGUCAGAUCAUCACUUGGAUAUAUAAACACAGACUUAUUUAUAUUUCAAGUUGAAACUGAAGAUAUCUAUAAAGACAUAGCAGAGUGGCCUGAUCUUUUUGAUCUUAAUGAUUCUAAGACUAUUGGGUUUUUUAAAAAUGAGACUCUAAGCAAUAUGAUUAUGGAAUCUUAUUAUAUUCAGGCCAAGUUAUACCACUAUGUCUUAGCAGAUAAGUCUACAAAAUCUAAGCAUAAAAGGGUUAGCAAAAAAGGUAUAAAUGAAAUGGCCACAAAUUCAUACAUGCCAGUUUUAGAAAGGUCCUUGCAAGAUAAUCCAAUAGAUAGAUCAUUAUUAUUAGAGCAAGAAGCUAUGCGAACUGAGUCAGAUCUUAUGACCCUAGUAUAUCAGGACAGUCUUUUUGAUAAGGAAGUAUUCUAUGCCAAAAAUAUAGGUAUUCAUUCAAAAGACCAUAUAUUAUUUUUGGUCAAAUUAGAAAAAAAGGCUCUUUGUCUUAUAAAUACUAAACAUUGGAUAUUAUCUGAUAAAAUAACUAGUUUACCAUAUAGUCAUUGGCAUAUACAAGCAUUUAAAAAUUUUGUAUCAAAUAGAAUAUCUUCAGAGUUGGUUGAACAAAGAGUUUUAAGCAUUAAGCUCUCAAAGAAGUAUCAAAAUAAAUGUGUAUCUCAUAUAUCUAGCUUACUAAUAUAA
Messenger RNA from Cetraspora pellucida, 867 nucleotides. Lineage: Eukaryota; Fungi; Glomeromycota; Glomeromycetes; Diversisporales; Gigasporaceae. The record is from the annotation of a GenBank genome assembly.